GCCGCUUUUUUCCCUCCGGAGAGCGAAGAUGGCAGCGUCUUGCUGCGGCAGCUGCGCGAAGGGCUUCUGCCAAAUUGCACGAAGGGGUCUCCUGGUCUCCGUGGGGGCCGGGAGCCGGGGCCGUUGCAUCGCCUCCUCCGGCGCGGGCAGCUAUGGGCGAGGCUGGCCCGGGGCAGGGAGACCCCUUCUGCUGGGGGCAGUCUUUGCCCUUGGGGGCGCCUUUGGCGCUUACCGGACCCUCCAGCGCCGCUUCCGAGGCCAGAAGCCUCUCGCGAGGCAAGAGGCGUCCAAGGUGAGGCGGGAAGGGAAGCGGAACGGGGCGCUCUCCUCCAGGGAUGGUUUCUGCCGGCGCCUCUUUCGUUGCGCGGCUCCUGAAUGGCAGGGGGUUGGGCUAGAUGACCACUGGGGGUACCCCUCCCGACUCCGCAGUUUUGUGAAGCUCCCUUCCAGCUGGUAACAAAGGGAGCUGGCUUGGAGCGGCCUGCUCUGGCUGGCAAUGCCUUUGGCACCAGCUUGCCCGCACGUGCCAAAAAGCGCAGUGCAAUGCAGUGCAUAAUAAUAUACGCAGUGCUUUUUUUCCUGGGGGUACGCAGGGGUACUCAUACCCUAAACAUUUUGGGAAUCUUUGUAUUUUUUUGUCCAUUUACUGUAAUUAUUUCCCCCGAUUUGAACUUUCAAAUGGUGAAUUUCUUGAGUCAUAAUGAGAGUACCCCUAAAUAUAUAUAUAUAUAUUAGAAAAAAGCGCUGAUAAUAUGUACCUAAUCCCUCUUGCUUCUCUGGGUGGAGGACAGAAAGAGAGGCAAGGGAGGGUGUCUAGAAGUUUCUACUUUAAUAUGGGUGAAAUUCACAUUCAUUGGUCCACCCACUUUUGCCUAAGGCUCUGCCUGCAUGUGGCCCUUAGAAAGUUGCCCAUGUGGAAUUGUGGCCCUUGGGUCCACAGUGGCUGGCAGCAAUGGCUCUGUUUCAGAGCAGGAGACAUUCCCAGCUUGGAAUUGCCACUGUGGAUUGAACCUGGGUCACAGCCCAGCCUAAGGUGGGUCAUAGGAGCAGAACGACCACCAUACAGUUAUAUGUGGAGAAAGGUGUUUGGGAUAAAUAAGGGUUCUGGGUCUGCAAAGGUUGCAAAUUGCUAACCCAACCUAUUGGUGGUCUUCAGCCAGUGAGUUUGGCUUGCAUCUCAGGUGGGUAGCAACAGCAGCAUCACUGAUACCAUACUAAUAAAUGUAUAAGUAAAUUAUUUUUAAAAAUAUUUCUCUGUUAGUUUAAAACUCUUUACCUGUUUCUGUGUUGUUUUCUCAUGAAAAUCAAUUUUUAAAAAUUUAAAAAAAAAACCUCUUGCCAUCCAGCAACACUCUUACCUUGUAAGCAGUUUAAAAGAGCCACCAGUGCAAACUGUUUUAGCUGAUAAAUAAAAGUGAUUCUCCAUUGCACCUGGAGGGGAAAUGCGGAUUUGAAAAGUUUGAGCACGAGGAACCUGACGCUUAUUCCACUUAUUUGGAAUAGGGAUAGGGACCAGAAGAGCUGUGCUCAAUCUGGCGGAUUCCGCAUUCCCCUUUAUGAUGUGUAGUAAGUGGAUGGAGUCAGUCAUUCAGUUUUAUUGCACAUAGCCAAAGGCUGCCGCAGUGUACACAGAAUCAUUCAACAAUUAAAAGAAAAUACGCUGGAUUAAUACAAAAAACUUAAAACAUUUAUAUUAUCAAGACAUUACCUACUCUAAGCAGAGCUAUAAAAGUACCUUAAUAUACAGGUUAAGACAUUAAACAAUAAAAUUUAUAGGCUAAAAUCAUCACAUGGCCACUAAUAUAUUAAAAAAAUAAUGUUAAUUAAUACAAUGUGCAAUUAUAUUCAGAGUUUGGUGAUAAAGGUAGAAUAUAGCUUGAUGUAGACAGGGUCAAAUAAAUUCAUCUCCUUUACAGUUGGUGGCUACCUUGGCUAUAUAAUUUGCUCUAAUUUUCCUAGCGGCAGUUGCAAAGAGUGCUACACGCCAGGUCACAUACUUAUCUGUGUCUGCGAGGAGAUAUAAAAUCAUGUCAGAGGGGUUCUGGCCAGGAGACCUUGUCCUUAUAGGUGCUAAAAAUCGUUCUCUUGCUUCAUUAUAUAAGGGGCAGCGCAAGAUGUAAUGCAUAAGGUCCUCUACUUCAGGACAUCCCCUAAUGCAAACAUGUUCUUUUGUUGGUAUGCCUCUGUGUCUCCCAUCUCUAUAAGCAGAUAGACUAGAGAAAAGUGUUCGUCCCUCUCUCAUCACACUAGAAGUCAGGGUGGGACAUCCAGUGAAGCUGAAUGUUCAGGACCACCAGCAGAGAAAAAGAAGUCCAUCAGAAGACGGUAAUGGCCACCAACAUGGAUGGCUUCAAAGCAGGACUGGACAAAUUCACGGAGGAGAAUGCUAUUCAUGGCUCCCAGGCAUGAUGGCUAUGCCUUGCUUCCACGGUUGGAGGCACUAUUAAUAAAAAUAAAAAUAAAAAUAAAUUUAUUUAUACCCCGCCCAUCUGGCUGAGUUUCCCCAGCCACUCUGGGCGGCUUCCAAUCAAGUGUUAAAAACAAUACAGCAUUAAAUAUUAAAAACUUCCCUAAACAGGGCUGCCUUCAGAUGCCUUUUAAAAAUAAGAUAGAUGCUUAUUUCCUUCACAUCUGAUGGGAGGGCGUUCCACAGGGCGGGCGCCACUACCGAGAAGGCCCUCUGCCUGGUUCCCUGUACCUUUGCUUCUCGCAGGGAGGGAACCGCCAGAAGGUCCUCGGUGCUGGGCCUCAGUGCCCGGGCAGAACGAUGGAGGUGGAGACGCUCCUUCAGGUAUACUGGACUGAGGCCGUUUAGGGCUUUAAAGGUCAGCACCAACACUUUGAAUUGUGCUCGGAAACCGGUCUCAGGACCGGUGUAGUUAUGUGGUCCCAGCGGCCUCUCCCAGUCACCAGUCUUUUGCUUUUGAAUGCCAGUUGCUGGAGAAUGCCCUUGUGCUUGGGAACUUCUCAUUGGGGCAUCUGGUUGGCCACCCUGAGAACCAGAGGCUGCAUGAAAUGGACCCCCUUGGACUGAUCCAGCAGAGCUCUUCUAUUCUUAUGUUCCUCAAAGUGGCCUGGGAGGUGAUGCCAGGAAGCCCCCCACCUCAGUAGAGAGCCAAAGCAAGGCUACUCAGGGUAGACUGCUUCUGGCCAUGAGGGCUCCUUUAAGCUGUCGUAAUAAGCAGCUUUUUGUAGCCUUAUUCCUCUGCCUGUGAUAAACGCUGCUUUUUUUGGGGGGGGGAGGUAUUUCUUUAGCCAGAUUAGUGAUGCCCUUGACAUCUCUGCCUGUUCAGCUCCCAGAGGAGAACCUGCAGUUGACCCUCUACCAGUACAAGACCUGCCCCUUCUGCAGCAAGGUCCGAGCUUUCCUGGAUUAUCAUGGGCUGCCUUAUGAAGUCGUGGAGGUGAAUCCAGUCAUGCGGAACGAGAUUAAGUUCUCUGCCUACAGGAAAGUGCCCAUUCUCCUUGCCAGCACUGGAAGCACAGUGGUGAGUUUCUGGUUUGGCAAUUUAAGCUCCUUGGUUUAUUUUACCUGGUGUGCCUGUCGCAGGGGGUGCAGAGAAGGGCCUAAUAUUCUACGGGGAUUCAUAGUGUGUUUUAAUUAUGGAUUUUUAUACUUUAUAUAUUAUAUAUUUCAUAAUCAACAGGGGUCUUGAACCCUGGUCUCCUAAGUCCCAGUCCAACAUGCUAACUAAUACCACCACCACCCCUGCAUGAUCUUUCGCUUUGGAAGUCUGAAGACAACAUCAUUCACCUUUUUUAAUUAAAAAAAAAUUGGUCAAGCGCCAGUGAACAAUAACUGACUCGUUUUAUUUGGAGCAUGUAAGCUCGCAUUAAUUUUAUUGUAUCUACCUGAUAUUAUUAUGGUGUCUACCAAAGCAAUGUAAUGCAUUCAAAUACAGGAUCAAAACCCUAAAGCAGAGCUUUCCAAACGUUUCAUGUUGAUGACACAUUUUUUAGACAUGUGUCAUUUCGCAAUACAGUAAUUCCAUUUCAUUAGCAAACUGGAGAUUCAAUUAAUCUCUUUCCAUUCCCGGAAGGAGCGCAGGGAGUGUUCACACGACACAUCUAUAAACUGCAGCCAAUGCACUUAACUUGUUGUGGCACACAGUUUGGAAAGCUCUGCCCUAAAGACAAAACCUCUUCUAGGUUUGGUACCUACAUGGAUGGAUCAAGUUUUUGUGUAACACUGUGCUUCGCUCUCUCCCCCCUCAUCCCCCAGCAAUUGAAUGACUCUUCUGUGAUCAUCAGUGCAUUUAAAACCUACCUCGUUUCCAGGUAAGGGGUUUUUAAAAUAAGAAUAAAAUGCUGAGCUUAUUGCAAAUAAAACCAUCCUUAUAUGUCUACAGAUUGGUUUUUGUAUCCCUUUAUGAUUUUAGGGAUUUGGGGCAGUUUUAGGACUUGCCCCAAACACAAACUUGUCUGAAACUGGAAACUAGUAGGGUGUUCCCCAGGUUGGGGUUUUGUGUAUGUGCAGCUCUUGAAACUAACAGAUUACAUUAUCCAUUUAUGAAGCUCAGGAUUUUAUUUUUUGUUUCUUAGAAUUCUUAAGCAAUGCUGGGUAUUUUCAGCUAGUCUGCUAUAUAUUUUGGAAGGUUCACUUGUACGGACGCCAUUUUGAACCAAUAUGGCAGACGGAACCUUUCAAAACAGCACUGAUUCUCUUGUUGUUUCUUCCAAGUUUUUGAGCAACACUAGGCACUUUCUGUUGGUGCCCAGAAAUGAUUGGUCAGAGUUAGUCUAACGUAGCCAUUGUCUUAUUUCAGGAGAUGUUCUUAUUGAACCCCUCUCCUUCUGUCACUGCCUGGUCAUGGGAUGGGGAGGAUGGAAUAUAAAGUGUGUGGUUGUUCUUUGACUUCUGCUUUUAUUUCCCUAGGAGGAGUUUGGACGAGAUUAUGUCAUACUACCCUGCUAUGAAAGCCACAAAUGACCGGGGCAAGGAGGUGAUUGAGUAUGGCAACAAAUACUGGCUUAUGCUGGAUGAAAAGGAGACUCGGAAUCUUUAUCCUGUCAAGGAAGCAAGGGUGUAGGUAUUAACACAGAGACCCUUCAUUAGACAACACAGCCUUGAUUCUGUUGCCCCAUGGCUGCUAUUGUAUAAGGAAAAACAGUUAUGCAAGCUGUCCUUUUGAUUAUCUGUGUGUUCAAAAAAGUAUGGGAGUCCCCACCCAAAUUAUCACUUCAGAAUGUGAGUGGGGAUGGUUUGAUUGCAUGCUACCCUGUCCCAAAAAUCAGCUUAUUGGAGAAAAAUGUUAUACAGUGGUACCUCGGGUUACAUACGCUUCAGGUUACAGAUGCUUCAGGUUACAGACUCCGCUAACCCAGAAAUAGUGCUUCAGGUUAAGAGCUUUGCUUCAGGAUGAGAACAGAAAUCGUGCUCCGGCGGCGCGGCAGCAGGAGGCCCCAUUAGCUAAAGUGGUGCUUCAGGUUAAGAACAGUUUCAGGGUAAGUACGGACCUCCGGAAUGAAUUAAGUACUUAACCCGAGGUACCAUUUACUAGGAUCCUUCUCAGCAGGCUUCCAACUGAUGUGGGAAAUUCUUGACAAAGAUGAGCAUAUGAUAUCAGCAGUUGUGCUGGGAUGUAAGGAUUCCCGGGACCCCUGAGGUAUCCUGCAUCCAAGUUGUUCUGGGCUUUGUAAAUCAAUAUAAGAACCUUGAACCUGACUUGGUAGCAAAUGGGCAGCUGGAGCAGCUGUUUUAACAGUGGCAUUGCAUGUUCUCACAACUAGAAGCUCCCAUCAGCAGUCUGGCUGCAACAUUCUGCACCAGCUGGAGCUUCUGAAACAGACCCAUCGUGUGCCCCGGAAGCAUUUACUGUGUAAAACAAUAAGAUGGUAAAAAAUUGAAAUAAAAUAUAUAUGACGGUGAACUCAGUAAUGUAAAACAUUAUGUGUAUUUUCUCAUACCUUGUUGCCAUAGUGCACAGUAAACAUGCUCUACUUUUCUAUAAACAAAUUAUUUUGUCUUUCGGAAGCAGACUCCUCCCCCCCCCCCACCCCCCGGCCAAGUCUUGUGCUGAUCUUAUUAUUUAUUUCAUAAAAUGUGUGUACAUUUUGAUGGUAAGACAAAACAAUCUCAGAGUGGUUUAGCUGUGAUCGGUUCUUAUCUGUGUUUUGGAAUGUGGUGCUGGGAUCAGCCACUGUGUUGUUCUUUGGAUAUUGUUAGACUCCAACUCCCAUCAACCCCAGCUAGCGUGGCCAAUGGCCAGGGAGGGUGGAAGCUGUAAUCUCAACAAUACCUGGAGACACCACGUUGACUUCUGAUCUGUAGAACCAUAGAAUUGCAGAGUUGGAAGGGACCCUGAGAACCAUCUAGUCCAGCCCCCUGCAGUGCAGGAAUAGGCAGCUGUCUCAUACGAGGAUCAAACCAGCAACCUGGUGUUAUCAGCACCACAUUCUAGCCAACUGAGCUAUCCAGGCUAAUAGUUUAGUUUUAAGGGACUUUACAACCUGGUGGCACCAUUUAUCUCCCCACCCGGCUUUAUCCAGCUCUUUGUCGUCAAUCCCACGUGCAAAAAAUGUCUCGGCUUUUCCUGUCUUGUUUGCAGGGAGGAAAUGAAAUGGAGGCAGUGGGCGGACGAUUGGCUUGUGCACCUCAUCUCGCCCAAUGUUUACCGCACGGCUGGCGAGGCCCUGGCAUCUUUCGACUACAUAGUGCAUGAGGGCAAGUUUGGCACAAUCGAAGGCUUCUUUGCCAAAUACGUUGGGGCUGCUGCGAUGUUCUUCAUCAGCAAAAGGCUAAAGGCUAGGUUGGUGCUUCUGAAACGUUAAGGCUCAAGGGUAACAUCUUCAUAUUAUCUUCCGCUUCUUGACUUCAAGGACAGCCAGACUGCUGUCGGUUGUUGAGGCUAAUCAGGGGCGGCCCAUCCCAUUUUGCCCCAUGGAGAAACCAAGUAGCAAUGUAGUACGCAGGAACGCCCGGGCUCUUGCAGAACUUGGUGGGUGCCAAUGCGUUCUCUAAACCAUGGGUAGGCAAACUAAGGCCUGGGGGCCGGAUCUGGCUCAAUCGCCUUCUAAAUCCGGCCCUUGGACGGUCCGGAAAUCAGCGUGUUUUUACAAGAGUAGAUUGUGUGCUUUUAUUUAAAAUGCAUCUCCGGGUUAUUUGUGGGGCAUAGGAAUUCGUUCAUUUUUUCUUUCUUUCAAAAUAUAGUCUGGCUCCCCAUAAGGUCAGAGGGACAGUGGACCGGCCCCCUGCUGAAAAAGUUUGCUGAUCCCUGCUGUAAAGCAUAACUGCCCAGCUUCUGCAACCAGGGGUGGGGGAAAUGAGUGGCCGUGUCACAUGCCAGAACACCUCCCUCUCGCCGCCACCACGGGAAGCAGUGGGGCAGGCAGAGCUCUUCCUCUUGCACUUUUGCCACUGGGGUUCCUUGAUAUGGUUCCCUUUUAUGUCUGCUUGUGUUUGACCAAGUCAUUAACCUUAAUAUCUGGCACCUAUUUAAAAAGCAAGGGGCCUUAGGAAUUAUUCCUGAAGUCAGUGAGAUGAUGAUUCAUCAUGAUGUACAGCAACCCUCCAGCUUUAUUUUGCUGAGUAAUAUGGGAACACAUUUAUAUGCUAACUUCUUUAUUUACUUGGAAGAUUUUGUAUCUCACCUUUUUUGCCAAGACACCCAAACUGCUUUACAAAUUUGAAACACUAAAAGAAUAUAAAAGUGGGUCCUCUCAUGCUGAUUGAGAGCCGGUGGUACAAGCUGCCUGGCGCUGAGCUUGUCUAUUCGGUUCAUAUGUUAGUGGUCUUAAUAUUACACCUGAUUGCCUCUGUUUGAAUUUAUGUUCUUGGCAAGACCUGAUGGCUGAUCUGUCUUCAGGAUCAGCAGUCCUUCUUCACUUUGCUCAGGAAGCUUCAGUUGCCGUCCCACCUAGAUAAUCAUAAAAGGAUCCUAGAUGGAAUCGUAUUCUAGAGUAGACCCAUUGCAGUCAAUGCUCGGGUCUAACCUAAGUCCAUUUAUUUCAGUGAAUCCACUUUGAGUGUGACUUAGCCAGAGACAGCCCUUUUUCUGUUAUCCUCUUUAAGAUUCAGAAUCCUUACAAGGAUACUGUGAUAUUGUCAUGAAUGGGUAGAUUUGGGUAGUAUCCAAUGGUAGCCCUAUUAAAUUAAUGGACAUUACUAACUUUGGUAAGAACAUAAAAGCCUUCUGCCUCACGCCAGUGGCCCAUCAAGUCCAGCUUCCUGUUCUCACAGUGGCCAACAUCAUGUCCAUGGGAAACCUGCAAGUGCAACCUGGACAAGAGCACUCCCCUUCCCCACAACGGGUAACAUUGAUUAGAGUGGGUCUACUCUGAGUAGAACUUAGUUACCCAUAACCCAUUAUUAUGAAUUCCAGUGUGUUAUUUUUUUCCGUAAUUCGCUUUGCCUGCGGGAAGAUUUGAAAAAAAUCUAAUGAAUUAACUAAACUGAUCGUAUGUCUCUGUUUUUAGUUUUGUUGCUUCUUAUCCCUAGACUUGGAAUCCUAACCCCCCCCCAAAAAAAAAGUUUGCUGUUUUGCAAGCCGUGUCUAAGGUUGAAGAAAUGUGAAUGAAGAAAAUUCAUCAGUUGUGGAAGCUUUAAAGUCAUCUCCUCCCCCCCCCCCCCAAUUCUCUCUUUGCAGGCACCACCUGCAGGAUAAUGUCAGGGAAGACUUGUACAAAGCAGUGGACGACUGGGUGGAAGCUGUCGGCCACCACAGAAUGUUCAUGGGCGGAUCCCAGCCAAACCUUGCAGAUCUGGUAAGAGCCUGGCAAGUGGCCAUUGGAAACCACCACCAUUCUGGGGAGGAAUGGUGGCAGGCUAGUCAUCGACUGCUGACACUCCCAUUGUUGUUUAGUCAUUUAGUCAUGUCCAAUUCUUCGUUACCCCCUGGACCAGAGCACACCAGGCACUCCUGUCUUCCACUGCCUCCCACAGUUUGGUCAAACUCAUGCUGGUAGCUUCAAGAACACUGUCUAACCAUCUCGUCCUCUGCCGUCCCCUUCUCCUUGUGCCCUCCAUCUUUCCCAACAUCAGGGUCUUUUCCAGGGAGUCUUCUCUUCUCAUGAGGUGGCCAAAGUACUGGAGCCUCAGCUUCAGGAUCUGUCCUUCCAGUGAGCACUCAGGGCUGAUUUCCUUCAGAAUGGAUAGGUUUGAUCUUCUUGCAGUCCAUGGGACUCUCAAGAGUCUCCUCCAGCACCAUAGAGAUAAUUAGGCAGUGAUUAAAGGCAACCAAGGUAUAAAUCUUGAUUGCCAAAACUUCCUUUUGAGAUAAGUGGGGACAGAGAUUAACCCCUCAUGCUCAGAAGACAUUCAUCACACUGGGAACAAAGAAGUUUUCAGUGCGGAAGAAGUGGGGGAGUAGGGAUAUUGUCCAGUGACACUCGUUGUGUCUUCCCAUCCCCCGGCGGUGAAUGAAAUUUAGUGAGACAUGCCGGUAUAUCAGACAAAAAGCCACGGUUCCGAAUGAUACAACAGGUACUUCAGUGUGAAAGAGAAAACAGGGCGGAAGUAAUUGUAUUCUGGAAAACUAAUGUAGUGUUCUGCACAGGCUUCUGCCAGCUGGGGGAGGGCAAGGCACUUUGGGGAGGGGGCCCCAAAGCUCUUAAGGAGGGAGCUGGGCCCUCUCAGUAUUGGGUGGUAACUUUGCGUGGCACUUCAGUACAUCACAUUCUGUUGGUCCCCUCAAUGGUGGGGGCACGUUGGCACCUCUGGUUCUGCAUAUCUGAAGGCACCAGGCCCCAGCAAGGCUCAGAGGGUGAUCGGUGGGCCUCCUUCAGGACUUUGGCAUCAUAGAAUCAUAGACUUGGAAGGGACCCCAAGAGUCAUCUAGUCCAACCCCCUACAAUGCAGGAACAUCAACUAAAGCAUCCCUGAUAGAUGGCCACCCAACCUCUGCUUAGAAACCUCCAAGGAAGGAGAGUCCACCACCUUCCGAGGGAGACCGUUCCACUGUUGAACAGCUCUUACUGCCAGAAAUUUCUUCCUGAUAUUGAGUUGGAAUCUCCUUUCUUGUAACUUGAAGCCAUACUGACUCGCUUAUGCUGGAUCCAGUUUAGGUGACACAAGCAGACCAUGGCUUAGUUGCCAGCACUGUAUUCUGGGCUUGUGUGUUUACUUCCUUGCCUGCUUCAAGGUUCAGUAUAACUGCUUGCCAUUGAACUUGAAUCAGGGAAUGCAAUGGUUACUGCAAUGCAUGGAUUGCCUCCAAAACAGAAUUGGAAGCCAGCUGGCGUUUCUGGCAAACUCUGCUUUGCUGCAAGCCAUGUUUGCCAGUUCAGGCAGGCAGUGGCUAACGGUGGUUGUUGCAAGCUGGGAAGGGCAGGGAGGUAACAUUGAGUCCAUUAGCAUGUCUACCAAGGGGACAGUCACAGCACCAAACUGUGGCUUGGCUGUGAUGUCAACUCCAAGCCAUCCAUUACCACUGAGUUAAAGUUGUGACUGGAAAGAUGCAACACAAACUAGGCCUUUAGUAGAAAACGAAAGCUAUGUCCAGAGGGAAGAUGGGAUCUGUUCCCUUUAAAACAGGGAAGUUGCUCUCCUUAACUUCAGUGCUGUGAAGGAGGCAAAAGAGGGAGUUUGAGUAUUUCCACCACAGGUCUCUAGGGCUUUGAAGCACCCUUGUAUGAGGGUACCCCAAUAAUUACGGGGUGUCCAAAAUAGGGAAUAGGUUGCUGGGGUCCUCAGUCUGAUCCAGCAACGCUCUUCUUACGCUUCUAUACUCCGAGUCUUUGUCCAGUCCCUCCUUCUGAAGGUCUUCUUAGUUAUGAGAUGCUGGGAAUUGAAAAUGGAAGCUUCUGCAAGACAUGUGUUUUCCCACUUGUAGCUGAUGUUCUUCUCACCAGUUUUCUUCUCUGUUCUGUCUGCACAGGCGGUUUAUGGAGUUUUGCGCGUCAUGGAAGGCUUGGAAGCUUUUGAUGACAUGAUGACCCACACCAAGAUCCAGCCUUGGUACCGUCGUAUGGAGGCAGCCAUUGGGCAGUCCAGAGUUGCCACACAGCACUCCAGACGCUAAAAACAACCCUUGCAUUGACCAGGAACAGCUCAUAAAGCAAAGCAGGACUUAUUUAUUUUUUAAAUCCAAAGCCAAAAGGGGUGUAUGCAAUGAGAGUCCACCACCAAAGGGGUCUUGGAAAAAGCAGUGGAACAUGACGCAUGGACUAUUAUUUGUAGAAAGCCUUAAGGGUAUCAUACUUGCUGAGUGAAUUUUGAUUGUUAGGCCCUUACUAGGCCCUUCUGCUUUGGGAUUUGACUUUGUUUUUCCAAGUGUGUAAAAGAACCUUGUCUGUCUGCAAAAUAUUUGCUUGGUCCUGGAGGAGGUGGAAGAAGUAAGUGUUUUGCUAGGGGUUCAUUCUGCUGGUGGGAAAGAGUCUGCUAGUUUGCAGGACACUGAGUCCUUCUUGUUCAGAGUGAAUAGAUCUGAAGCCACACUCUCGUUGCUGCUUUUCUCUGGGUCCUGUAUGGCAUGUGGGAGUUCUUCAUUACCAGACAGUUGACCCAGAGAGGGUAACACAAACAAAUAAAGAACAGUUAGCAAAUAGUGUGCAAUAUUUAUCUGAAGCAGGUGCAGGGAGAAGGCUGAAGUUUCUGGAAAUGUGCCUUUGGGAUAAAAUAAUGGUAUUCUAGGAAAGAAUGAGAACAGAAAAUCCUUUACUCUUGCUACCCAUCAAAGGGAUCUGUCAGAAUUUCCAGAUGAAAGGCAAUUCCUUUUUAAAUAAGGUGUGGGUUGUAAAAUGUGGGGAUGGCACACAUCUGUGGUGUUCUGCCAUGUAAAAGAUUGUCUUAUGUGGCAUGUUAAUGUUGGAGAAGGGUUGUAAAGUGUGAAGCAUCCCCCACACUUAGGAGGAGCACAUGCAAGUUCUGUUCUUAAACCUGUUCAACAGACACGGCACACUUUGCAAAGCCUGGGCAAAGGGUUUCAGUUACUUAGUUCUUUAGAGGGGGAGGAAAGGGGGAUACAAGUGACAGCUCAAUUAAAGUCAAUUAAGUUUGUAAACUAGAGUUUCUUCAAUGCAAUUUGGCCUUUAUUCGAGUCAGAGGCAUACCUAGGUCCCUUGCACCCUUGGCAAGGAGCUGUCUUGGCACCCCCCCCAAAAGAAAAACACCACUUUACUGCACUAGCCACAUGAGAAAUUCCUAUAUUUUUAUGAGACCCAAGUACUCAAAGGAUCUGGUAGAAGGGUGAGACACGGAGGAAGGGUGAAAGGUGCAGGAGCAAACACAUGUACACCAUACACUCCAUAGUCUGAUAGGUGAUUUUUGCACCUGGUGGGGGCUUGUUCCACCAACCCUUAGGGUUGCACCACCAUGUGCAGUAGGGCUUACUUUCAAACAAAUGCACACACAAGGUUGUGCUGCUGUUGACACAUGUUCUGCUUUGUACAUCCUGAUCCUGAAUCAUUUUGGGAUUGCAACCCUGGAUACGUACUCUGGUGUAGCUUCGCUGCAGAAUUCAGAUAUGCAAACUCUGUCUUGGAUAAAAGUAUUGGUGUCAGUUGGGCUACUUGAAAAUAAAGGUUUUCUUUUGAUGGUAGA
This is a messenger RNA of Podarcis lilfordi (Lilford's wall lizard), 12478 nucleotides long. Lineage: Eukaryota; Metazoa; Chordata; Lepidosauria; Squamata; Lacertidae. The record is from the annotation of a GenBank genome assembly.